Messenger RNA from Haliaeetus leucocephalus (bald eagle), 1117 nucleotides. RefSeq names its product odd-skipped related transciption factor 1 (gene OSR1). Gene Ontology annotation, biological process: regulation of transcription by RNA polymerase II; embryo development; urogenital system development. The record is from RefSeq and is a predicted model, not a curated record. The transcript has 2 exons. Gene Ontology annotation, cellular component: nucleus. Gene Ontology annotation, molecular function: DNA-binding transcription factor activity, RNA polymerase II-specific; RNA polymerase II transcription regulatory region sequence-specific DNA binding. The coding region runs from base 17 to 799 and encodes 260 amino acids. Lineage: Eukaryota; Metazoa; Chordata; Aves; Accipitriformes; Accipitridae.
CUCCCAAGCGGCCACCAUGGGAAGUAAGACCCUGCCGGCCCCAGUGCCUAUCCAUCCUUCCCUCCAGCUCACCAACUACUCCUUCCUGCAAGCGUUCAACGGGCUGCCCGCCGUGCCCUCUGACCACCUCUCCAACCUCUACGGGUUCAGUGCCCUGCACGCCGUACACCUGCACCAGUGGACUUUGGGGUACCCUGCCAUGCAUCUGCCCCGCUCCUCUUUCUCCAAAGUGCCCAGCGUGUCAAGCCUGGUGGAUGCACGGUUCCAGCUGCCGACCUUCCCGCUCUUCCCACAUGUCAUCCAACCCAAGCAAGAGGCCACCAAUGUGACCCUCAAAGCCAAACCACGCUUCGACUUUGCCAACUUAGCAGUGGCCGCCACACAAGAGGACCACUCUAAACUGGGACAGGCAGACAGCCAGGGCUCACCCCCAGGGCUGGGGUCUUUGCUUGAGGUGACUAAACUCUCUCCAGAGAAGAAACCCACGCGGGGAAGGUUACCGUCCAAAACCAAGAAGGAGUUCGUGUGUAAAUUCUGUGGCAGGCACUUCACCAAGUCCUACAACCUUUUGAUCCAUGAAAGAACCCACACUGAUGAAAGACCCUACACAUGUGACAUUUGCCACAAGGCCUUCAGAAGACAAGACCACCUGAGGGAUCACAGAUAUAUCCAUUCUAAAGAAAAGCCUUUUAAGUGUCAAGAAUGCGGGAAAGGAUUUUGCCAGUCCAGAACGCUAGCUGUCCACAAGACACUGCACACGCAAGUAAAGGAACUGAAACCUGCCAAACUUAAGUGCUGAAUCUCCAACUUCUAUGAACUUUUCCUCCCCUUCAGACUUUACACCAAAACCAGAGCAGAAACAAAACUUUCAGGAUGGGAGCACUGAACUUUGUGUUUUGUUUUUGUUUGUACUUUAAAAAGAGCAAAAUCCACACCCCACCUCCCCCUACUCAAGAAACUAAUUUCCUAAGUCGUGGGUGAAAAGAUUAUUUUGCAUUUAAAAUAUACAUGAAUGAUGCAGAGAGUGCUAGCUGACUUGUGUGGCUUUGAUAAACUUUAUGCCAAAAGGUGGUGCUCACGUGUUGGACAGGAAUCUCUUUAAAACCAAACAAAAACC